Messenger RNA from Nomia melanderi (Alkali bee), 1440 nucleotides. RefSeq lists its product as uncharacterized. Lineage: Eukaryota; Metazoa; Arthropoda; Insecta; Hymenoptera; Halictidae. The record is from RefSeq and is a predicted model, not a curated record. Gene Ontology annotation, molecular function: nucleic acid binding.
GACUUCUUACGGGAGAAACGUUUUUACCAGGUUCGCGACAACAACCAGAUGUCGCUUCCGUUCGCGUCGAACGGCCCGAUGGACGUUCCGCAAACCAAUCGUCAUUUUUCUAACCAAAAGAAUCGAACGACAAUUGGUCAAGCCGCUAUCGUGGCAACGAUAUUGCAAGUAUUCGUAGAAUUUGUCCUUUUUGACCUUUACACGUCGCUACCGGCCAAUCAGUGAUCUUUAUUCGAAGAAUCUCGGUAAAGUCGUCCACGCACGUGAAAAAGUACACGCGCUUGUAUUCACGUAGCUUCUUAUACUGUACAACUAUAAACAUAACCUAACCUCUAUCAACGUGGUCCCAUUGCAAUGUAAACACACUUGAUCUCGUUUAAUAAGUGGAACGUAAAUAUUCUAGUGUGUAGUAAUUGUUGCAAAGGUGAAAUUAAUUUAAGAAUAAAAAAUGCAUUUCGUACGGAAAUUCGCACGGAAGUUCGCACGUAGACAAAAAGAAAAGGAAAGGGCUUUAUAUAUUCGUCUGCCACACGUGAUACGAAAACAAGAGGAUGUGGCGAAGUUCUUUACCGGUGACUUUAAAGUAAAACCCCUUCGUCAAGCCAGCAGACAUUGCUACGUAAUUUUUAAUACUGUCGAAGAAAAAUUACGAAAUUUAGAAGCUAUGAAGAACACCCAAGUGAAUGGUAAACGUUUAGUGGUAGAACCUGCAAUUAUAAAAUCCAAAGAUGACUUACCAAAGGUGAAUAGAAAAAAGAUUAUUAUACCUAGAAUAAAAGAAGAUAUAAAAGUGACAAAGACGUUGUUUGUGUCGAACAUCAAAUGUGGAACCGCACUUCAGGAGUUGAGAGCUGCUAUUCCUGGAUGUAGGUCCAUUAAAAUGUUGAAGCCUUAUUCACCGAAAUCCAGGGCUGCAAUGAUUAAAAUGGAAAGUUGUCAGGUAGCUGCAGAAUAUUUAAAUAAUCUAAGAGAUUGUCCAGUUGUGAAUGGACGCAAAUUAAGAUUAAACGCUGACACUAGGAUUAGAGUAAGAAAAUCCAAUGCUCCUCUAAAAAUUUAUGAUGGAGAAACAGAAAUACCCUUCACACCUAGCAUAAGAAAUAGUAAUGAAGUUCUAGAUCAUAUUGUUCUUAAGAGUGAUAUCUAAAUGUUGUUGUUCCAUUAAAAUUAUUUUUAUACAUACAUUAAUUUUUAUUAUAGACAUUAUAUUUAUUACUUACAAUAUUCUAAGGUAGUCUAAAUAAAAUUAUUACAAAAAUCUGUAUAUAGCAAUUCACUCUUACUCCAUAAGUAAUAUUCUCAUUCAUCAAUGGUAGAUUGUAUUGACACAGUGGCUAGACUGUUUUCAUUCUAGAACCUUACUUGACAUCUACAAAGAAAUCCAUUGUAUUUUAUAAAUAAGCCGACUCUGUUACUUCAUUCAAUACAUCAACUGUACUU